This is a messenger RNA of Kwoniella botswanensis, 1128 nucleotides long. RefSeq lists its product as uncharacterized. The record is from RefSeq and is a predicted model, not a curated record. Gene Ontology annotation, cellular component: glycosylphosphatidylinositol-N-acetylglucosaminyltransferase (GPI-GnT) complex; membrane. The transcript has 5 exons. Gene Ontology annotation, biological process: GPI anchor biosynthetic process. Bases 1 to 1128 code for a protein of 375 amino acids. NCBI's taxonomy places the organism in Eukaryota, Fungi, Basidiomycota, Tremellomycetes, Tremellales, Cryptococcaceae.
AUGUCUCCUCCUUCUCUCCUCUCGUCACCCUUCCCACCAGAUACACCAGUAGAUCGUCCUCUGCCUCAGUCUGAAAAUGCUCUCGAUGACCGAGAACCGAAACACGUAGAAUGGGAAAAGGUAUUAUGGCGUAGACAACCCUUUCCGGAUGACUACGUCCCUCCUGACUUCUUGUCAGAACUAGAUGAUCUUCCCCCUCGACCGAUACCUAGACUGAUCCCCCUCUUUUUCGCUGCUUUACCCAUUUCUCUCCAUCUAUCAGUCAUAGCUCUCUUUCUAGCUGUGUUCCAUGCUUUACUGGAAGGUAACGUAUCCCCAGAGGACGUAGGUUGGAAAUGUGUAAUACUCGGCUUAGCAGGUUGGGCCAUCCACAAAUAUGGUUGGGGCAUACAUCGAUCUCAACCUCAAGAAGUCUCGAUCAUUCCCGCUCCUACCCCACUACGCACCCUCAUUUUACCUCCAUUACUCUUGAGUCUACUCAGCCCAGUCCUCGGUACGCUUACUUCAGCAACUACGAGCGAUAGUAUCUGGCCUCUAGCCGGUGGACUGGGAUUCGUCCAUGUCCUCUUGGCCGAUUUCAGGACAGGGGAAGAUCUACGAGUGAGGAGAAGGAGAGAAAAAACAAAAAGGAUGAAUAAAGCUCAUAAGCGACGUGGUAGCGUGGGUAUGAUAGAGGUUGAAGAAGGUGAAGAGAAAAGUCUCACUUCUUCCCUAUCUCUCACUUCUGCGCUAUCCGCUUCGGUCGUACUAGCUUCGAGAUUACCUUCAACCUCACAUGUAUUUUCGCUGGUCUUGCUUGCUGUAUUGCUUUUUGCUGGAUGGCCGCCCAUAGCUAAAGGUGUAAGAGAAGCAGGCAAGCUGCUCUCGCUGAUUUUAACAAUAUCGAUGGCGACCCUCUCAAUCUCCUUAUUCCCUUUGCGCGAUGACUCCUCACCUAGUCAUAUCAUAGGCGGUCACGAAAUUGUGCCUACUACGCCAACCCUUAUAUUGCUCAUCUCAUUGUGUCUGGUCAAUAUAAUCGGUCCAAUGAUGUUGAUAUACGCUUGGAGAUGGAAAACUAGGAGAGGAGGUGGUUGGGACGUAGCUGUUGUGAAGCUUCGAAAGGGCAGGAGUGGACCAGUAUCUUGA